GCUCCCUUGUUUGCCGCUGCCUCCUGCACCAGCCCUGCCCUACCAGAGCUGCUGGGAGCUCGCGGGUCUCGGAACUCAUCCCGCCGCUGGGGCUGUGGCAUGGGCGCCACAGUCCUGCUCUGGGUUUUCUUGGCUAUCAUCACUCCAGGGGUCCUCGGUGAGCUGGAGAGGAAGCACGAAGGUCAGUGUAAGUUCCUGCCAAAGUAUCCUUUUGCUAAGCCUAAAAUUCUGAGUGAUCAGUCUGAGUUUGCUGUUGGGACAACUUGGGAAUAUGAAUGUCUUCCUGGGUAUUUCAAGAGGUCAUUCUUUACCACCUGCCUAGAGACCUCCAAGUGGUCAGAUGCCCAGAAAUACUGUAAACGUGAGUAAUCUUAAUAGAGGCAUCUGUGGGUUUAUGAGUGGAUCUCUAUGAGCUAACCUAUUAUUUUUCAAGAUAAAAGACCAGCGAAUUAAUAAGUCAUCUCAAAUUAAGUUGGAGGCGGAUGGAUUUCCUGGGUUCUCCGUGUUUUCUUUUAUACCUCAGGGCAUCAGGUAUGGAGGUUAAAUCAUCACAGCUGGCCAGCCCUGUUUACCUAUAAUCUCCAUGACCUUGCUCUAUGCUCUCUGUACUGUGGUAGAGUGAGGUUAGAAGUUGGUAUACAAGGAAUGUUAGUUUCACUUUAUUUUUACCCCAUUUAAUUCAAGAGAUUUUUUUGA
This is a messenger RNA of Hipposideros armiger (great roundleaf bat), 696 nucleotides long. RefSeq names its product complement component receptor 1-like protein. The coding region runs from base 100 to 369 and encodes 89 amino acids. The transcript is spliced from 2 exons. Lineage: Eukaryota; Metazoa; Chordata; Mammalia; Chiroptera; Hipposideridae. The record is from RefSeq and is a predicted model, not a curated record.